CGGUAGGCGGGGUUACCGGUGCUCGAGGCCGGCAUCGCGCGACUGCGCAGGCGCCAGAGGGUGGUACCACAGCGGUUGUGACAUGGGGGGGCGCGGAGGAGACGCCGGAAGUAGCAGUGGUACGGGUCCGAGUAGGGGGUAUUCGCCACCGGCCGCGACAACCCGCGCGGCGGCCAGAGCGAAGGCCCGAGGGGGUGGGCGUGGCGGCCGCCCGAACACAGGCCCCUCGUUUCGCUCUUCGCGCGGGGCGGCGCCUCGUCGCUCUCCACCAGCAAAGAUGAGCGAGCGCCUCCGCCCCAGGAAAAGGAGAAGGAAUGGCAAUGAAGAAGAUAACCAUCUCCCUCCACAGAACAAAAGGAGUAGUAGAAACCCUGUCUUUCAGGAUUCCUGGGACACUGAGUCUUCGAGCAGUGACAGUGGCGGGAGCAGCAGCAGCAGCACCAGCAUCCACAGUCCAGACCGGGCCAGUGGGCCAGAGAGCGGCUUAAGCCAGGUCAUCCCCGGAUCCAGUCCCAACACCCCUCAGCCCAUGUCUGAGCGGGCUGCACUGUGCCACGGCCCUUAUUUCCACAUCAACCAGACGCUGAAGGAGGCCCACUUUCACAGCCUGCAGCACCGAGGACGGCCUCUGACAUGAUGCACCAGAAGUUUCUUGCCUUCUGUGAAGGGACAGUGCUGUGCAGAUUUGAUAUUUCAACUUAAGAUUUGUUCUGAAAAAUUGCACACAAAAAACCUGCCUGUUGGCUUUUCAGUCUAUUUGAAAUAACAAGUUAACAGGCAAUUGUUUACUUGUGGUUCUGCUGCACUAUUGCAAUUUCAAAGGGGCUUUGAAGCAAUUUUUUAUAGGAUUAUUUUGAGGGAGACUAUCCAAUCCAUGUCACGGUAGUGGUGUGAGGAAGUUUCAUCUGUGUGUCACAUCCAUAGUGUGUCCAGUUCAGACUGAUUUCCCAAGCUGUCACUUAGAAGCUCUACUUUAUGUAAAAGGGCCUUUUAAAAAUGGGGGAUCUUCAAUUUUUUUAAUUAAAUAAACCAGUGAAGAGUAUCUAGUUUCCAUGAAAAGAUGUUUUUUCCAAAAGAUAGGAAGCUUGAUUCAGUCUUGCACUGAAGUUAAUUGCCAUACUACCUCUUAGUAGAUAAGACCUCCUAUGGAAAGUACACUGUCCAUUUGAACAGAACAAUCAGAUCUAAUUUACUGUGGAAGUGAAGCACCCUCUCUACUGAUGGUCUCCACUCUUUGUUAUAUAUUUGUACUUCCAGGGAGAAUGUCCUUCAGACUCUUGUAUAGCCAGAUAACUUCUGUAUUACUUUUCCUCCAGAGUCUGUAGCUCAGACUUUAGUAGAAAAUACUGCACAGCUCUGCAAGUCAAUGAAUAUGUGACAACUCUUUGUCCUACUUACAAGCUUGUCAGUUGUGUCAUCAGCUCGUGAUCUCACAUCAUUCCAUUGUAGUGUCAAUAGCAGGGGCAUAGAUGUACGCUGACACAGCAUAAGCUAGCUGAGCUCAUGUCCACAGUACCAAACAAUGGAACUACUGGGUGAGGAUUAGCUUUGUGGAAAGUCACCCUUAACAGGACAGAGGGGAUGACAUUCCAUCACUGACUGUGGAAUGAGAUCGCUUAGAAAUAACUGAGCAGAGACACCUUCCAGAGAAACAACGCAGUGGCAUUUAUUUAGGGAAAUGGGCGCGCUCCUGUGUUAUUUUGUCAUACUUGAGAGCCAGCUGAGCCUGAAGAGUGACGUUUCACUGGUGAGCUAUCUGAAGAGGGAGCCGGGCUGCGUGCAGUCCCCUGCCCCGGAGAGUGUGUGUGGGGGGCAACCUGCCACUGGAUGUAGAGGAUGUGCCUUAGAGGCCGCCUGCAGCCUCUGCCUGCUCCCCUCCUGCUCACCCUGCACCGCACACCAUGCCCCCAUCGGAAGCCACGCUACUCAGCAGAGCUGAGAGGGUUGCAUGGCUCUGUGCUGUUUGUUGCCAGGGCUGAAAAGGAAGUGGAGACAGCACAGGGUUUUAUUAUCUGAUGAGAUUCAAGAAUGAAAACUUUCAGAAAAAGGGUGACCCUAUGUAUCUCCUUUCCACAGUCUGCUUCUCUAAUAGGGACAGGACAUAAAGGCUAAUAGAUGUGGAAACAAGUGCUAUAGGGAAAGGGUACAGCACAGGCCUCUUUGGAGUAUGGGAAUUUUCGCAAAGAGCUUUUUAUCUUUUUUUAAAAAAUUCUUUAAUGUCUCCCACAUUUAAAAACAGAUGUUCAACAAGGAUUUUCGAUCUUAAUGGGUUUAAUGGCAGGAAAUAUGGAAAGGACGUGUUGCUAAUAUUUUGUCUAACAAUAAAAAAAACAAUGGAAUGCUAGAAGAAGCCAAGCUGAGCUCUCAAACAUGUUUCUAUAACAAUUCAGAAACCCAGGAGAACUUUCAGGCUCAGUGGAUGGCGCCCCACCGAAACAGGAUGUGUUUAACAAGAAAGUGUCAAAUUGGAGGAAACAAACUCAUUUCCUACCCAACUAAAAGGCAUGGAAGGUGAAGCCAUCCCCAGGACGAAGGGUGCUCUCCACACUGCAGCUAGGCCGGUUGGAAGUUCCCCAGGACUAUUCCAGCAACCACCUUCACUCUGUCUGCACAUUUUCUACAGCCUUGCAGCCUGGGAUACAUUUCUACUAUUAGCCUAUUUGGUAGUGUCAAUGGGCAUACGUUAAAUCUUUGGUUCAUGCUAGUUAAAAUCUUGUAUUUCUCUAUUGCGCCGUCAUUAAAAGCAGCAUUAGUGCA
Messenger RNA from Octodon degus (degu), 2757 nucleotides. It is a transcript of the gene Vcf1, whose product is annotated as family with sequence similarity 104 member A. The record is from RefSeq and is a predicted model, not a curated record. The transcript has 3 exons. Lineage: Eukaryota; Metazoa; Chordata; Mammalia; Rodentia; Octodontidae. The coding region runs from base 83 to 637 and encodes 184 amino acids.